Molecule: messenger RNA, 929 nt
Organism: Vitrella brassicaformis
Lineage: Eukaryota; Vitrellaceae
Source: the annotation of a GenBank genome assembly
GUGGUCAGACGAAUUGAUUGAUUGAAUGGAUGACACACUGCCUCUAUAUCUGUCUGUCUGUCGGGCUGUCUGUCGGGCUGUCCCAUAGCCAGCGCACUCUUCGUGUGUGCACGCUUCUACAGACACAUAGAUAGCAUUGGGACCUUCGAAAUGAAUUAUCAAUGGAUGCACCACAAUCAGCGGCACAUAUCAGCGACUCCUUCCUUCCACCCGCCGCCGCGUCGCGGGUGGUAACUACGGAUGCCAUACAUCGAUGUGGCCCGGCAUCAGCGGCUCCCUCGCACCCGGCAGCCGGCGAGUCUGGAAACCCCUCUCCACGCUCCCAACCUACAUCACCAUCACACAACACACACAUCAUAGUAUGCCACAUUAGGCACAAGACAGACAUGAUGGAUGGAUGGCGCUUUGCUCUCUUUGUCUGUCUGUCGGUCUUACGUAUCUCUUGAUGCGGCCGAAUGGCUCGAUGUCGUCGGGUAUGCGGAUGUAUCGGAUCUUGCUCUGCGAGACCGUCACGAGCUCGAGCUCCUCCACCUCGCUAACCAAAUCCUCACCAUCGCGCCGCUCUCGCGUCAUCGUCGCAUCACGCAUGUGUAUCCUGCACACACACACACACACACGCACAGAAGCACACAGUCGGAAUAUCAUUCAUCCUCGAGUGUCGUUUCUUAAGCACAUGCAGGAUUCGAAAGGCCUUUCGACGCUCUCCAAGAUGCCCUCGACCACCACCUCAUUCCGCAGCUCCACAAUGAUGCGCUCGAGCACCAGGCUCUCGAGAUACAGCUGCUGCAGUGACAGCUGUCGAUACCACGCCGUCGGCAGCCUCUUGCGCCAAAGCCGUCCCUUCCACCACCCGCGACGCGGCUUCUUUGUGGGCGGGGCAGCCUGAUGUGCUUCUCGCGGUGAUGUGUCCAUCGCUGCACCGCUGUUUU